CACCGCGAGUACAAUGUCUGCUUACUAGAUUUAGCAGAACAUCGAUCUUGUAUUAUUAUAAUUGAUCUAUAUCAGGCUUUUUUUGGGAUCGACUUUUUCGCGACGAUAAGUCUUAUCGCUGAUCAAUUAUUAAUAGUACCGGGGAUUCGUCGUUCUGUAUUGACUUGAAGGUCUUUAUUGACGCGAUGCACCGUUCAAACAGCUGAGCUAACGGAAUUAGUAUGCUAGAGCGAACUGGGAUUCUUCGGCCGUGAACGUUCCCCACUCGAGCUUCAGGAGUGGACUUAUUCAUCGAACCGGUUUAUCCAUUAUUCCUAUAUCUCCUUAAAAUUGAUUAAAAUUGAAUAAAAUAAUAUGAAGGCUUCGCGGAGAAGAGAUUAAAACAUGUGCACAACUUUGGCACCGAUCGCGUUUUUAACAUCUGCGAUCAAUGUUAGAUAUUACGAGACAUUUGAAGAAAUGAUACACGAAUCUAUUGUUUCGUUGUGUGCAGCAAGUAGAUCCAAUGUGGGCCGGCGGAAUUAUUCGAGUCACAAGAAAGUCACGCGCAUUUAUAACAGUACUUUAUUACAAACGUCUGGUACCAAACGGACUGCUGGGGGCUGGCAGUACUUUAGAUCCAUCACUGUCGGGAAACGGUGCACGAAACCGGUCAGUCGGCGCCGCGGCAGAAGGCGGAGAGAAUGCUCGUUCCGUGGGUUUUAGAAAAUUCUUUGACAAGUCACAAAAGCGGAGGAUACGUUCAGGCGAUACACUCGCGAGGCUGCGAACGCAAGAACCACCGUGCCGACGAGAUCAUGUCGCGGCAACGGAAGCGCGCGCUCUUCCGGAUACUUCAAAUCGCCGGCUGUCUCGCAGUCGUCUCACUGACGCUGAAGCUGUCCUUCGCUGUUAUCGGCGACGAGAGCAGACCUCUGCCCGCCGACGACGAUCUGAGGAAGCUGAUGUUCGAGGCUGAAGCGGACAACACGCGGCGAUCGUUGAACGUCGAAAGAGUGUGCAAAAAGUAUAACUUGGGAUUUUAUCGGAAGCUCGCCGACGACUCGCCGUUCAAGCAUCCACCCGCGCCGCAGUAUGCCGUCUUCUACAUGGACAGAGUACACAACAUAUCGUACUGUCCGGUGUACAAAGCCGGGACCACGACCUGGCUGUACAAUCUUUGCCUGUUGAUGAACGUGCCCGAGGAGACGCUGAACAGCGGCAAGGAGCAGCUGUCGACCAUCGCCCGGAGGGCGAUACCGGAACUCGAGUAUCCCGAGGCCGAUCGCGUGCUGAACGCCAGCAGGAGGCUGCUGGUCGUGCGGCAUCCGUUCGAGAGGCUGCUGAGCGCCUAUCGCGACAAACUGGAGAACUCCGUCGCCGGGCGGGAACACGGGACGCUUCAUUUCUAUCGUAAAUACGGGGCCAAGAUCGUGCGAAAGUAUCGCAGGGAAAAUUUCACGGAGCCACGGCCGGAUCAGGUGAUCCGACGCGAGGGGGUACCGCCGCCGACCGGGAAGGAACCGACCUUCCGGGAGUUCGUCGAUUACAUGAUCGAGACUGACCUAGGAAGUUACGGCGACGAUCACUGGAUGCCGUAUUAUCUCUUUUGCACGCCGUGCCUCGUCAAGUACGACAUCAUCGCGAAGGUGGAAUCGCUGUGGCGAGAUCAGGUGUACGCGAUCAAUAAGUUAGGAUUGCAGGACAGGAUCAAGCCCAGGUGGAGGCACAGUAAUAGUUACGCUAACGCCUCCAGGAUAUAUUUCAGCCAGUUGAACGGGGCGAUGGUGCGGAGAUUGUACGAGAAGCUGAGGCUGGACUUUGAGCUGUUCGAUUACUCGCCCGACGUUUACUACGAAUACGCUACGUCUGUCGAUUAAUUAAAGCCGAUCGAGCAUAACGAGCUCUGCGUGACGGCAGUCUGGCGCAAUUUUGUAAUAAUAUAAUUAUUAAUCGUGUCUCGAGCACUGUAAAUCGAUGGCCCACACAGAGCAGGCAUCUCGUUCGUGAGAUUUUUAAGGGGAAAAAAAAUGGAAAGGAGAAAGAUACGUUAAGCUCGUAUACGUGCACACGUAAUCCUGAUAAUUGAUGGAGCUUAAAUCACGUUACGUCACGCGACGAACUUUUGUCGACGACGAAAAUCGAUCGACCUACUUCUCACCAUACCUAAUGUAUCGGACCGGCGGUUCGUCCUAAAGUCAAGGGUCCUCGAGUGGACACGUUAAUCGUCAGGCAUCAGCGACAAGCCGAAGCAGGGCAUUACCCUGCUGACACGCGCCUGAAACGGUGCUGUGUGAAUCUCACGCGAAUUUCCACGUCCAACGUGAAUUUCUUCGAACGGUAACGUCACGAUUUUUCCCAACUGUGAUAUAUUGAAGUCUAUGAAACUACUCUAGCUGAAUUAGCUGGAUAUCAUAGUUCAUAGCGUCAAAGGUUAAUCUCUUUGCUAUUCGAAUCAAUUUAUACUAUAUAGUUCGACAUUAAAUAUCUAUAUCAUCUUUAAUUAGCUUAAUUUAGCGUUAUGCGUUUUUGGGGGAAUUUUAAGAAUAAUACGAAAAAUAUAAUCUACAGCUUAUAAUUAAUAAGUUUCGAGGAUCGUAUGCGCA
This is a messenger RNA of Wasmannia auropunctata (little fire ant), 2585 nucleotides long. RefSeq names its product carbohydrate sulfotransferase 11-like. The record is from RefSeq and is a predicted model, not a curated record. The transcript is spliced from 5 exons. Lineage: Eukaryota; Metazoa; Arthropoda; Insecta; Hymenoptera; Formicidae. Gene Ontology annotation, molecular function: sulfotransferase activity. Gene Ontology annotation, biological process: carbohydrate biosynthetic process. Gene Ontology annotation, cellular component: membrane. Bases 684 to 1859 code for a protein of 391 amino acids.